CAUCAACCGCGCCAUUCCAAAGGUGAUGCUAGCUAUGCAGUGACCACACUCGAUGCUUCUCUUUUCAUUAUGCCGCGUGACAAGCCCCGUCUCCAUCUAGCACUCUACUCUCGACCAAAGCAUCCGAAAUCGUAUCACUACGCCUUGUUCAUCAGCCCGAAGAAGCAGCCUGCGACCACAGCAAUCAAGCACCACGCACUAAAUACACUACAGCAGACAUCUCAAGGCGGUCUCGCUCAGCCAUGGCGCUACGAGCGCACGGAGGUAGAAAUUGCGAAUGAGCGAAGGCUGCUUGCUCUCGUCGUUGUAGGCAAAGUGAUCUGCGCUCAGGAGACUCUCGAUAGUGUACUGGAAGGCAUUCCGAUCUACCAAGUCGACGACGAGGACGAAGAGGCUGCGAAGUCCUUCAAUUGCAUUUCGUGGGCUCAGGCCGCUAUUGACAAACUGCACCGCGUGCAUGCCAUCAAUGGUCUUGGCGAUUGGCAAAACAUCCAGGACCUUGCUCUGGAAUAUGUUGAGCGUAAGAAGAAGCAAGGGCGAUGGGACGAGACCUCUCGCAAAGGCGUGCCGACCCUGGAUUUACUGAGUGGAAAAGAAUUGGUUGAAUGA
Messenger RNA from Zymoseptoria tritici IPO323, 609 nucleotides. RefSeq lists its product as uncharacterized. NCBI's taxonomy places the organism in Eukaryota, Fungi, Ascomycota, Dothideomycetes, Mycosphaerellales, Mycosphaerellaceae. The coding region runs from base 70 to 609 and encodes 179 amino acids. The transcript has a single exon. The record is from RefSeq and is a predicted model, not a curated record.